AACUUCAUUUGUAUUUGGUUAUGAAUCAAUGCAUUUUUUUAUAUCGUUCACUGCACCUGUCUUGCAGGUAUCUUCCCUGGUGUUUGCUUCCAAGAGAAUAUAAGGAAAUCGCAAAUGUGAAAAAAAGAGUUCUAUAAAAUAAUUGAUAAACUUAUCCAGGAACACCAGAAAACAUUUAAUGAAAACAACUUGCGGGACUACAUGGAUGUCUAUUUAAAAGUGAUGAGGCAGGAUAAUUCGAGUGAAUCAUUUACAUUGGAACAUCUGAGGAGCAUCAGUUCGAAUAUGAUCUUUGCUGGUACGGACACUGUAUCCAACACCCUCUAUUGGGGAAUGAAGCUAAUGAUUCUUCAUCCAGAAAUACAGGACCGCAUCUAUAGAGAGAUUGAGGAAGUUGUUGGAAAAGAGAGACUUCCCUCCAAUGCCCAUCGUAACAAUAUGCCGUAUACGGAGGCUACACUAAUGGAACUCCAGCGCUUUGCUAAUAUUGUACCAUUGUCGAUAUUCCAUUCUAAUCCAGUAGAAACAACUUUUCACGGAUAUACUAUUCCAAAAAGAAGCAUUAUCUUGGCAAAUCUAUGGACCGUUCAUCGUGACCCUUUGGAGUGGCCCGAUCCUGACAAAUUUGUUCCUUCACGGUUCCUAGAUCAUGAUGGAAAAGUUGUCCAAAAGAAAGGUUACAUCCCUUUUGGUAUUGGAAAACGAGCAUGCCUGGGGAUACCAUUGGCUAAAAUCGAGCUCUUCUUAUUCUUCACUACAAUAUUACAGAGUUACAGAAUAACAGCAACACCUCAAGAAAAUGAAUUUUGUUUAAACAUUCAAAACACUGCCAGUGUUGUGAAGCCCUAUAAAGUGAUAGCAAUUCCACGUAUGUAAAUACUUUAAAAACGCUGGAGAGUAACUUGAACAUGUCAAGAAUAUUUUUAUCUUUGAAAUAUUGUAAUAUAUCUACAUGUUGUUUCCCUAGGUAGAUUAUAACUAGUAAAGCUUUUAAGUAGAUCUGCUGUUAAUUGAAAUUUAAUAUUAAAAGAUAAACUUCAGUACUUAUUUGAUAUAGCUAAUUUCUUUUACUUGGUUUGAAUCAUUUUAAAGUCAUAAAUGAAAUAAAAAUUACAAUAUAUGUAUUUUGUAUGUGCCUCAUCUCAUGCUGCAGGGAGAAACAGUGAUUAAAAUUUUAUUCCAUCAUAUUUAAAUGUAUACACUUUAUAAAAUUCUAAUCCUUAGAAUUAAUAAUUAGGAUUUUGUAAUUUUACUCUGUAAAAUUUUUCUGUGUACAAAGGAUGAAAAGGUGUUUUUACCUGUUAGGGCUAUGCAAAUCUAAACAAAACAAUGAACCUAAAAAACCAAACCAUCUGAGAAUGGGAUACUGUGGCAAAAGUUAUAUAUUAUUAGAUUAGCAUACAUAAACAAUGAUUCUAGUUGAAUGCUCACAGAAUAGCAGUGUCUACAAAUUGCCAUUCAGUUAGGACUAAAAGGUUUGGAUUGACACAAGCUCAAAUAAGGAUUGGUAAAGUUUUAUCAUUUUGUGCUGACAUUCAUAUUUCACAACUGUGUAGCUUCUUUUCUUUCAGCAAUGAAACAUUGUAUCCACUUGGUCCUAGUUAUUUCUUGUUUGUUUGUCAUAAAGCACAAAGCUACACAAUGGGCCAUCUGUGCUUUGCUCACUAUGGGUAUUGAAACCCAAUUUUUAACAUUAUAAGUACCUUUUCCAGUUUAGCUAAUGAAUCAAACCUUGGAACAGUAAACUAUAUGGGAUAAAUCAAAGAUUUACAGUCACACUCUGUUAGGAAAAUAAUCAAAACUUAUAAAUAUGGUUUAGGAAACCUUGAUAGCUUUGAUUAUUUAAACCAUGAAAUACAACUCUCAUCACAUUUAAGACAUUAAAAUCUUUGUAUCAGUGGUUAUCAACUUCUUUUUGAUCUCAUGGAUCUCUCCAGGAACUAAAGACAUUCUCAAGGACCUCGUAUAUACAUAUAUCUCUGGCAAUUGAUCCUACAGUGUGUAAAAGUAACACUGACAUAAAUACAUAUGUAAGUUAAUGAAAUUUUCAAAGAAAACAUUAUUUUCAUUUAUUUGAACACAGUAUAAUUUUCUAUUGUAUCUUAAAUAUAACACGAAAACUUUGGAUUUUUACAUUUGUCAGUUUAACUCAGGCUCUGACAAGUUAAGAGUGAACAUUGAUCUUCAUAUAAAGAAUAAAAAU
This is a messenger RNA of Limulus polyphemus (Atlantic horseshoe crab), 2203 nucleotides long. RefSeq names its product cytochrome P450 2U1-like. Gene Ontology annotation, molecular function: iron ion binding; oxidoreductase activity, acting on paired donors, with incorporation or reduction of molecular oxygen, reduced flavin or flavoprotein as one donor, and incorporation of one atom of oxygen; heme binding. Gene Ontology annotation, biological process: xenobiotic metabolic process. Bases 202 to 876 code for a protein of 224 amino acids. NCBI's taxonomy places the organism in Eukaryota, Metazoa, Arthropoda, Merostomata, Xiphosura, Limulidae. The transcript is spliced from 4 exons. Gene Ontology annotation, cellular component: intracellular membrane-bounded organelle; cytoplasm. The record is from RefSeq and is a predicted model, not a curated record.